This is a messenger RNA of Filobasidium floriforme, 1311 nucleotides long. RefSeq names its product glycosyltransferase like family 2-domain-containing protein. NCBI's taxonomy places the organism in Eukaryota, Fungi, Basidiomycota, Tremellomycetes, Filobasidiales, Filobasidiaceae. The annotation marks the transcript as partial. The transcript is spliced from 5 exons. The record is from RefSeq and is a predicted model, not a curated record.
UACUGCAUCCGACUCAUCGCCAGCUUCGUCUACCGACCGGUCCCCUUGCCAGAGAACCCGACGUAUAUCGCUAGCGAGGAUGUGACGAUCAUUGUGCCUACCAUUGAUGCUGGAGAGGAGUUCCGAGAGGCCGCCUUUUCGUGGCUCGAGGGAAACCCCAAGGAGAUCAUUAUCGUCACCGAGGAAACCAUGAAGGGGCCCUUGCAAGAGCUCGCCAACUCGGUCGACCCGAACAAGAUCCGAGUCUUGACCGUCCCGCUGGCCAACAAGCGAUUGCAGAUGGUUCACGGGAUCAGGCAUACUACCACGGACAUCAUCGUCUUUGCCGAUGACGAUGCCAUCUGGCCGCCGACCCUGUUGCCCUACGUGCUCGCUUGUUUCGAGGAUCAGCAGGUCGGGGGUGUCGGGACGGGUCAAAGGGUCAAACCCUGCGGGACGAGGAUGACCGUUUGGGAAGUCUUGGCCGCGUUCAGGUUGACAAUCAGGAACAUCGAGAUCUCGAGCUCGACCCAUAUCGACGGAGGUAUCCCGUGCUUGUCCGGAAGGACCGCUGCGUACCGUACCGUCAUCCUCAAGGAUCCCGAAUUCAUUCACGGCUUCACCCACGAUUUCUGGAUGGGCAAAUAUCACUUGAACUCGGGGGACGACAAGUUCUUGACCCGCUGGAUGGUCAGCCACGGAUGGAACACCUACGUCCAGGUCUGCAAAGAAGCCGAGCUGUUGUCCACCAUGAAACCGAACUGGAGGUUCCUCAAGCAGGUCCUCCGUUGGACCAGAAACACCGUCAGGAGCGAUUUCCGAAGCCUGGUCACCGAACGGCACGUCUGGCAUAAACACCCCUACGUGGCGUACAGCAUGAUCGAUCGGUUCAUCAACCCGUUCACCUUGCUCGCCGGGCCGGCGUUGGUCUGCGUGUUGUUGUGGAAGAGUACGAGGGCGGUCGAGGAUGGCGGAUAUCAUUUGCCGGCCUGGAGGAUCGUCGUGUCGUACAUUGUCUGGUUAACGGUGACCAGAACCUUGAAAUUGCUGCCGCAUUUGUGGAACAACCCGAAGCACAUCGUCUACGUCCCUGCGUUCAUCGCCUUUGGUUACUAUUUCGCCGUUAUGAAACUUUACGCCAUGUGCACCUUGCACGAGACUGGUUGGGGAACCCGAGCCGGUAUUUCCGAUCCCACCGCCGCCCUCAACGCCGCCGACAAGGAGAACGCGGCGUCUGGGGUCCAGGGAUACUCGUCGGUCCAGCCCGGUACGCCCUCGAACGAAGGCUACGAGAUGUCGGGUGGAGAGCAAAAGGGCUACCAGCGUUGGUAG